This is a messenger RNA of Synchiropus splendidus (mandarinfish), 1286 nucleotides long. RefSeq names its product iron-sulfur cluster assembly 1 (gene isca1). The record is from RefSeq and is a predicted model, not a curated record. NCBI's taxonomy places the organism in Eukaryota, Metazoa, Chordata, Actinopteri, Syngnathiformes, Callionymidae. Gene Ontology annotation, molecular function: 2 iron, 2 sulfur cluster binding. The coding region runs from base 159 to 659 and encodes 166 amino acids. Gene Ontology annotation, cellular component: mitochondrion; cytoplasm. The transcript is spliced from 4 exons. Gene Ontology annotation, biological process: iron-sulfur cluster assembly.
GCACCCAUGACAAUAUUUGAUCGGUACAUUUUUUUACAUGAGUGGCAAAUUAGAAAACGAAAUUAGACAUUUACAUCUUGUUCUUAAUGUGUUGCGCAACAAGCGGGGUGACUACAUAAGCGUCUCUGUGACAGAACAACUAUAAUUGGUUGACUGGCAUGGCUAUCAAGCGUUUCGCUGCUGUCAUUGGUCAAGAAUGGCAUAAUGGGCGGUUCCCUGUCCUUUUCCAUGCGCAUGCGUGGGCCAGUUUGUUUUCAACUGUUAGCAACAUGUCUGCGUCCAUGGUGCGAGCGACCGUCCGAGCGGUCAGCAAACGGAAAAUACUCGCAACUAGAGCCGCGCUGACACUAACUCCUGCUGCUGUCAACAAGAUUAGGACUUUGUUACAGAACAAGCCAGAAUAUAUUGGUUUAAAGGUUGGGGUCAGAACCCGUGGCUGCAAUGGUCUGACCUACACUCUGGACUACACCAAGGAGAAGGACAAAUCUGAUGAGGAAGUGGUACAGGACGGUGUGAGGGUGUUCAUCGAGAAGAAGGCCCAGCUCACUCUUUUGGGAACUGAGAUGGACUUUGUAGAGUCCAUGUUGUCCAGCGAGUUUGUCUUCAACAACCCUAACAUCAAGGGCACAUGCGGCUGCGGCGAGAGCUUCAAUAUCUGAACCAAUGUCCCAAACGCUGCACCAACAAGUGGGCCUGAACCAGACGAAUGGAAGCUCCUCUCUUCUGACUACUGCUCUUCCUUGCACACUGUUGAUCAUGCUUUGGUCCAGAUUUUACCUCUUCGUCCCCGCGUUUUGAUUUUAACAUGAGACAGCGAUAAAUGCAUCUUUUAUUCUGUAUCCGACCCUGAAGGACUUUUGAACUGAAGUGUUUUUAAUAAAGUUGCGCAUUUUACCUUCCUGCUUCACUGCCAAACGCUGCACUGACUGCAGGAGGUAGAGUUCCAGAACCAGCCAGAGAUCAGGAGGAAGUUUAUUUUAGACUCAUUUUAACCAGAUGUUUAUGAGCACUGUAUGUCAGUGAGUUAUCCAGCUGUCACGGUGAAGCUUGAGAGUCCUGAAACUACUUUUCAGUUUAUUACGUCAUUCACAUAUGACUCUAAAUAUUUAUGCUUGUGUAUACAUAUAUCUAUAUCAACGUUUGAACCACGCACACACAGAGACGCACAAAAGGAUUGUCAGGUGUGAUUUUUAUUUUGGGUCAUUUUUGCUUCAGCGGAAGAGUGUACAGAUUGUAGAAAUGUGAGAUGUGUAAUAUGGCUGUGUAUUUAAUAAAAAAAAUAUGCA